Necator americanus (New World hookworm) is the source of this 303-nucleotide messenger RNA. RefSeq lists its product as uncharacterized. The record is from RefSeq and is a predicted model, not a curated record. NCBI's taxonomy places the organism in Eukaryota, Metazoa, Nematoda, Chromadorea, Rhabditida, Ancylostomatidae. The transcript has a single exon. Bases 1 to 303 code for a protein of 100 amino acids.
AUGAAUCAACGAACAACUGCUGCAGUUCGAAGACAAGCCGAAUAUACAACACCAUCCGAAGUGGUAACUGGAGUAAGACAAGGGGCAGUGACAGGAGCCUUCCUGUUCAACUUCGCUAUCGACGACAUCAUGCAAAGAACAGUCGAUCAGUGUCCUGCCGAGAUCGUCUUAGCACCAUCAGGGUGCCCCUUGGCUGAUAUCGAGUACGCCGACGAUGCUGCUAUAUUCGCGGAAAGCACUACGAAACUUCAAUAUGUUUCCAACCUUGUAUCGAAGUUGGCUGCUGCCUCUGGAUACUCCUGA